Molecule: messenger RNA, 435 nt
Organism: Aegilops tauschii subsp. strangulata
Lineage: Eukaryota; Viridiplantae; Streptophyta; Magnoliopsida; Poales; Poaceae
Source: RefSeq, a predicted model, not a curated record
AUGCCCAAAGCAUGCGGGCGCUUCACCGCCACCUCCGCAGCUGCUGUCAUUGACGCCGAUGGACAAACUGCCGGAGCACUUCCUCUUGGAUACGGCCCCGUCCCGGAUCCUCCGUCCCCGACGCUGGCAGCAGCGGAAACCGGCGGCUACGCCAUCAUCCCCGACCUGAACAUGGCCAUCAAGGUUGAAGACGUCGAGGUGGAAGGUGAGGGCUCAUCGACGACGGCACCACCUCCUCCAUCACCGGCUACACCACCUCCUCCAGCGCCGCCUCUACCUCCCACGCCACUGCCGGAAGCCAUAGCCAUGGAGCAGCACCGCGCAACCCUCCAGGGCGCGUGGUCGCUGGACGCCCUCGGCCUCACCAGCGCCCCCGGGGCGAGCAGCAGUGGAGGAGGCCAUGGUGCAGCGUGGGGCCCACCCCGCCUCCUUUGA